AUGGGUGAAGAAAGUACUAAUGGGGCAGAACACAAGCUAGAAACUGUUUCCAAACCUGACACAGACAACCAGAAAUCGCUUCGCUUGGGCCCACAAAUCAAACAUAUCAAACCUCCCUCCAAGCCCGAGCAGCCAGCCGACAGGUUCAGACUGUUCUCCGACGCCCCGCCGAGUCUUGUAGGCCUCAACCACUCUGCCGCCUGGUCGACGAGGUCAGUAGAUCAAGUCAAGUUCUCUUAUGCCCCUUUGCAGCUCCAUCGAUGCAAAGGGGCCUGUUUCCUGCUUUCUGACAACCGGCCAAGUCUUAUAGCCUCCCUCCAAGCCCGAGCAGCCCGCCGACAGGUUCAGACUGUUCUCCGACGCCCCGCCGAGUCUUAUAGACUGACUCCAAGCCACAAGCACCCCGCCGACUGGUCGACGAGCCUCCCUCCAAGCCCGAGCAGCCCGCCGACAGAUUCGGACUGUUCUCCGACGCCCCGCCGAGUCUUGUGGACUGACUCCAAGCCACAAGCAACCCGCCGACUGGUGGAAAAGCCUCCCUCCAAGCCCGAGCACCCCGCCGACACGUUCAGACUGUUCAGACUGUUCUACGACGCCCCACCGAGUCUUGUAGACUGCCUCCAAGCCACAAGCACCCGGCCGACUGGUCCACGAGACAUAUGA
Molecule: messenger RNA, 663 nt
Organism: Puccinia triticina
Lineage: Eukaryota; Fungi; Basidiomycota; Pucciniomycetes; Pucciniales; Pucciniaceae
Exons: 6
Coding region: 1-663 (220 amino acids)
Source: RefSeq, a predicted model, not a curated record